Molecule: messenger RNA, 2304 nt
Organism: Malania oleifera
Lineage: Eukaryota; Viridiplantae; Streptophyta; Magnoliopsida; Santalales; Ximeniaceae
Product: subtilisin-like protease SBT1.7
Exons: 1
Coding region: 1-2304 (767 amino acids)
Biological process (GO): proteolysis
Molecular function (GO): serine-type endopeptidase activity
Source: RefSeq, a predicted model, not a curated record
AUGAAAUCAUUUGGGUGCAAGUUUAUGUUAUCAAUAUUUGUAAUUGUGAAACUUUUUCAAACUUAUGAUGGAUCGGAGAUGAAGAAUCAACAACAAAAGGCGACUUACAUUGUUCAUAUGGACAAGUCACAUAUGCCGGCAAGCUUUAGUGACCACCUCCAAUGGUACGAGGCUUCUCUAAAACUGGUAUCUGAGUCAACUAAGAUGCUUUACACCUACAACAACGUGAUCCAUGGCUUCUCUACUCAACUAACUACAGAGGAAGCUAAGUUACUGAAAGGACAACCCGGUGUCCUCUCCAUCUUACCUGAGGUAAAAUAUGAGCUCCUCACGACCCGAACACCAGAGUUUCUUGGGAUAACUGGGAACGAUACUGAUCAUUCGUCCUUGCCAAAUUGUGAUGCUGUUAGUCGGGUGAUUAUUGGGUUAUUAGAUACAGGGGUGUGGCCCGAAAGCAAGAGUUUUUCAGAUAAUGGACUUGGCCCCGUACCAAUUGGUUGGAAAGGCCAAUGUGAAACGGGUCCGAACUUCAACUCAUCAAGCUGUAAUCGGAAAUUGAUCGGCGCAAGGUUCUUCUCAAAAGGGUUUGAAGCAUCGAAUCAACCGAGAAAGAGUGAAUCUAUAUCGCCGAGAGACGAUCAAGGCCAUGGAACUCACACCGCAUCCACAGCAGCUGGGUCAAUGGUUGCUGGUGCUAAUCUUUUUGGCAAUGCCCCUGGGAGAGCACAAGGGAUGGCAAAAUGCGCCCGAGUAGCCGCAUAUAAGGUAUGUUGGUCAGACGGUUGUUUCAGUACUGAUCUCCUGGCUGCAAUGGACAAGGCUGUGGAAGACGGCGUUCAUGUUAUGUCCUUGUCUUUUGGAGGAGGAGCAGUGGAGUACUUCCUGGACUCUGUUGCCCAGGGAUCUUUUGGAGCGGUAGGACAAGGUGUCUUCGUGUCAUGUGCCGCGGGAAAUGAUGGACCCGAUGAGGGAUCCGUGAUUAAUGUUGCUCCAUGGAUGACCACGGUAGGCGCUGGAACCUUGGAUCGCGACUUUCCUGUGAAUGUGUUCCUUGGGAACAAUAACAAUUUCUCUGGUGUGUCAAUUUGCAGCGGAAGGGGCUUGAUCGAUAAGCUUUACCCCCUUGUCUAUGCAGGCAAAGUGAAUACGAGCGUCGAUGGAAAUUUGUGCAUGAAGGGUGGUUUUGCUCCUGGCCAGUUAAAUGGAAGCAUUGUCGUUUGUGAUCGAGGCAAAAAUCCCAGAGCUCAAAAAGGUAUUGUGGUAAGAGAGGCUGGGGGCGUAGGAAUGAUUCUAGUGAACGAGGCGCUUAAUGAAGACGUACUUGCCGAUGCACACUUAGUGCCUACCGCAGCGGUGGACCAAAGAACUGGCGAUUUAAUAAAGAAUUACAUCAACUCCACUGCUAACCCAAAGGCUGCAAUCCUUUGCCGAGGGACGCGGCUUGGCGUUCAACCGUCGCCGGUUGUAGCAUCAUUUAGUUCGAGAGGUCCGAACUGGAUCACGCCGAAAAUUCUCAAACCCGACGUUAUCGCCCCAGGUGUCAACAUAAUAGCCGGCUGGACCGGUACGAUUGGACCCACAGGGAUAGAGGGUGACACUAGAAAGGUGGAAUUCAACAUAAUAUCUGGUACAUCAAUGUCUUGCCCGCAUGUAAGCGGGUUAGCGGCUCUCGUUAAGGCGGCAAACCCCAGCUGGAGCCCUGCAGCCAUCAGGUCCGCUCUCAUGACGACGGCCUACACCACGUACAAAAAUGGGGGAACCGUCGAAGACUUCACAGGGAGUCCAUCGACUUCGCUCGAGUUGGGUGCUGGGCAUGUGAAUAUCCUAUCGGCUUUGGAUCCUGGCUUGGUCUAUGAUGCACGCGCUGAAGACUACUUGGCUUUCCUUUGUGCCUUGAACUACAACUCGUAUACGAUUCAACUGUUCAGCAGUGCAGCAAAAAUAGCCAACUUCAAGUGUGAUGGAAGCAAGAAAUAUAACGUGGAGGAUCUAAAUUAUCCGUCCUUUUCAGUUCAUAAUGAAGCUUACUACAGACCUGAAGUUUUUAAGUACCUAAGAACUGUCACUAAUGUUGGCAAUUCAGUGGCGACGUACAAGGUUUCAGUGUCCACCCAGAUGGGCGCGUCAGUGAGGAUCUCUGUUGAGCCUGACACGUUAAAUUUUACUCAAUUGAAUCAGAAGAAGAAUUAUACGGUGACAUUCAACUGUAAUGCCAUGCCUUACGGUACGUAUGGAUUUGCAAGUCUGGAAUGGACAGACGGAAAACAUAAAGUUCGCAGUCCGAUUACUGUGUUGUGGGUAUGA